AUGGGAAAUAGCUUAAGGUGUUGUUUGGCUUGUGUUCUUCCUUGUGGAGCACUAGAUUUGAUCCGAAUAGUGCAUUUGAAUGGCUGCGUAGAUGAGAUUACACAUUCAAUCACAGCAGGAGAAGUUCUCAAAGCUAACCCUAACCAUGUUCUAAGCAAACCAAGCUCUCAAGGCGUUGUUCGCCGGAUUUUGAUUGUUUCGCCGGAGACCGAGCUCAAGAGAGGCAGCAUUUACUUCUUGAUCCCGACGACGUCUUUACCGGAGAAGAAACGAAGCGGAUCGGUUGUCAAUGACUCUAACCUCAACACGAGAACGUCGAUGUCUUCGAAGAAAAGAAACAGUAAGUGUAGCAGAGAUAAAGAUCACGAUAAAAGUGGUGAUGCUGAUAAUUUUUACUCAUCAACCUCACAGUUACAAAAUAUGGAGAAGAAAUCAUCGCGAAGGGAUCGCAAGAAAGGUCGUGUUGGAAUAUGGCAACCUCAUUUAGCAAGUAUUUCAGAAGAUUAG
This is a messenger RNA of Lathyrus sativus (Indian pea), 507 nucleotides long. Lineage: Eukaryota; Viridiplantae; Streptophyta; Magnoliopsida; Fabales; Fabaceae. The record is from the annotation of a GenBank genome assembly.